GACGAAGCAACGCACGAAGCCGAUUUAGAUUGGGCCAGAGUGGAGCAAAACUUCGUGGAUUGCAACGAGUUUAUGAGCUCCGAUUUCUACGAAGCGCAUGUGGGCUAUGAACAAUGGCCUGCAUUUUUUCAAAUGCUGGCUGCGCGUGUGCGCGAGUUACUGUUCAGGAUCCUGAGGACGACUACCGAGAGCAGCAACAACGUGGAACAACUAGUCCGUGGAAUUCAUGACGCGCAAGUAGUGGCAGAGAUGAAGCGUUGGCGACUGUCCUACUUUGGCUGCAUCAAUGUCGAGGUAGGGGGUAUGGAACCGCCUGCACCUGCGUAUGCUGCGAUUCCACUGGCACUCACAGGGAUGCUGCGAGGGAUGCUCUUGACCGCAUCUGCGCGAUCGCAAGCUAAACAUGGACUCGACGACCAAGGCUCUCGAUCAUCGUCUGCAAGUUAUGACGGCGUGACGUCUGGUGCUCAACCAGAAGGCGUGGUCUCGCUCCAUUCUUUGGCCCUAGUGGUGCAACAUGCAGGCCCGAUUCCAACUGGAUCGCUUGUAGACGGGGACAAUGUAAGCGCAGUCCUAUCGUCUAGUCUUUACCCUGUACCACAGCUGCGGUUUGGGAAGCAUGUUGUUGUUAGCAAUCUUCGAGAUUAUGCGCUGAGACGACUGGAGCAGAAGCGCACUUCCUCUAUGGGCAUAUAUGCGCGGCACAAGGAUGUCCUAGAGAGUUGUCCCUUUCUGGCUGCGCGUGAUUAUCGCGAGAGGGUCGAAGCUCUGCUUUCACCGCCUGUCCCUAAAGACCGUGCAGUAGCAGAAGGGGGCAAAGAUGUAAAACAAAACCUGCAAAGUAGUGACCAUGUAUUACCUUUCUCAUUAGUGGCAUCUCGAGUCGCUGCACGCAGAAGAACACAGCAAGUUGGUAGUCACACGUCACUGCCAAUUCGUUGUCGUAAUCAGCAAGAAGCGUCGCCGACAAGAGCACCUCCGUCACCUGCCGAGAGAGUUCAGCAAAAGUUGCAAGAACAAAACUCAGCCAUAACACGUUCUAAGACCCUUCAAGUAGCGGUUUGUAUGACGGGGCGCGCCCGCACACUUUUUCGGCCGGAAGUCUACAAAGCAAUCGCACAGAACGGAACAUCGUUUCCAAACGCUAAUGUCUCCUUUUUUUACGUUUUGGACAUGCAAAACCGUUCGGUAGCAGAGUAUCAGCCAGCGCUGGACCUGAUGCCACCGGCAGACCUUUUGAUAGCAGACGCGCCCGAUUCCGGGGUCCCUCGUCCACCUGUGCUGGAUCGGAGGAAACUGGAACUAGAGGCUUUAAAACGUGGAGAACCGCUCUACAACGAGGAACAGAAUUCGUCCGAAGAAUCUGAAGAUGACAAAGCUACCGAUUCCACUGGAGAGCGGUCCUCACAAGAGUCAACCUUAGUACCUUCGGCUUCAUUUUCAUCCUCUCGGAGGGUCACGAAGGGCGCGCGUAUUCGUAUCAGCACCAUAGUGACGCAGGAGCCAUCGCUGGAGACGCGCGGUUUUUGUGAUGCGCCCGAUUCCAGCGCAUUUCAGUCCCAGAAAUUGAAUUUGUGCAUGGACCAAGUACGCAAGUUUGAGAAGAACAACUACAUGGAGUUUGACUGGGUGAUCCGCACGCGACCCGACCUGCGGUUCCUGUCGCCGAUUGGAAAUUUGCGCGAUUUUGACGAGAAUUACGCUUACCUCUACAUGCGCAACAACUCGAUCAGCCAUGGCGACACCCAAGAUCAUUUCGCCAUACUGCCACGAAAGCUGGCACCUGCAUACAUGGACUACGAUGGAUGCACCGGCGUUGCGGCGCCUAAAGUCCAACAAGCGUGCGCAAAGGGUGCUCGGACCACGUGGACGGAGAGUGGCCGAGUGACGCACGAGUGCGCCUUGAACAUCCGCCUUCGUGACUUUGGUGUGCGAAUAAGGCCUCUGCGGCUCUUUUACUUUCUGCAGCGUUGCGGUGUGUCCACCGAAGAGUGCUUCGAUUCAGAGACGAAUCCCGGGGCAGAGGCCCGAUGGUAUCACCUUCAAGUAGCGGAAGCAACUGGCGGGAAGCGAGAAAUGUAGAAGACCGACUAUACUACAUCCUCUAUUAUGCAUUAGAGUAGUCACUAGUCAGUAUGCGCAUGGCCUUGGCUCUUUUUUUCAGUUACCCAAGCAACACACCACUCAGCUCUGGGAUGGCUACAGCUUUUGAAUUGUUGAUGGAUGUCGUCGUCACAAAAAUAGGAAAUCUCAUAAUACAACAAAUGGAAAAGCAAAAAGUAACGAGUUUUGGGGGGAUGGAAAAAUUUCUAAGACUACUACGCACAUCGAGCGAGCUACAACCUGAAGAUGGCGCUGAUGCCCAGAAAAAUAUCAGGCCUUUCUUUCAGAAAGGGAUAGUCACGUG
Molecule: messenger RNA, 2407 nt
Organism: Amoebophrya sp. A25
Lineage: Eukaryota; Dinophyceae; Syndiniales; Amoebophryaceae
Source: the annotation of a GenBank genome assembly